AAAAUGAACAGCUGAUAGCUGCCAAAACCUAACACCUUUGAGGGAAAAAUAUAAUAUAGAUCGAAUGUAUGCGAAGCUAAAUUUGUCAGAUGCAUCUAUGUUCAUAAUAUUAAAAAUCCAAAAUCAUCAUGAUAAAUGCUAUCGGCAAAGUAAGAAAGCAUUCGUAUCGCCUUUGAAGAGAUUUAAAUCUGGAUGAUAAAGCAUUCGUUAAAGUGCGUAACAGAAGCUACGACCGUUUUGAAACAAAGAGUUAUUAAAUUUCCAUUGUGAGAUGACGAAGUAGUUGAACUUUGAAGUAGUUGAUAUAAGCAGCAUUUGGAUUAUAUUUUCUGUCAUAGAUUGCCCGACUGCUGCUGGCCGAAGAUGCUUGCUGUUUUACGAUGUAGUUAGCAUUUAUUGACCAUGCUUCAAGCUUCCGGGCACCAAAAUGAAACAUUUUCAGUGACUUCCUCUGAAACGGACGAUGAUUUUGACAGCUCCUGGGAUAUCACUACAAAAUGUCUCAUUGGUAUCCCACUGGCCAUCAUCAUCUUUAUGUCAAUAACUGGUAACCUUCUUGUCUGCCUGGCUAUAUAUACCGAUAGGAGGCUUCGAAAAUUGGGUAAUCUCUUCCUCGUGUCUCUAGCAUUAGCAGAUCUCUUCGUGUCAUCGCUGGUGAUGACUUUUGCCGUAGCCAAUGAUCUUAUGGGAUACUGGAUGUUUGGCCCUCAAUUCUGCGACACGUGGAUUGCUUUCGACGUUAUGUGUUCCACUGCAUCCAUCCUUAAUUUAUGUGCUAUCAGCCUGGACAGAUUUAUUCAUAUUAAAGACCCUCUUCGAUAUGGUCGUUGGAUGACAAAACGGGUAGUACUUCUAGCCAUAGCUGGUAUUUGGCUUAUGUCUGCUUUGGUGUCAUUCCUUCCCAUUAGUCUUGGUUGGCAUAAGCCAAAAAAGAUGACGGAUUCUGAAGAUGAGGAGCUGCGCCCAACAUGUGCUCUGGAUUUGACGCCCGUUUAUGCUGUGGUUUCAUCCAUCAUAAGUUUCUAUGCACCAUGUGUAGUCAUGGUAGCUUUGUACACGAGACUGUACUUGUACGCGCGAAAGCAUGUACGUAAUAUACGAGCGGUUACUAAGACUGCUUCUAGUUCAAAGGCCUCUGGUUCGAAGGGAUUCAACAGCAAUCACACGAAUCAUCAUCAUCACCAUCAACACAUGGACCACAAAGCAGCAAUCACUUUGGGUUUCAUCAUGGGGACGUUUCUUGUAUGCUGGGUCCCUUUUUUCUGCAUCAAUAUCGUGGCUGCUGUCUGCAAGUCGUGUAUCUCAGACAUGGUGUUCAAAUUUCUCACGUGGUUGGGUUAUUGCAACUCCGCCCUCAAUCCUAUAAUUUACAGUAUUUUCAACUCUGAAUUUAGAGAUGCUUUCCGGAGGAUUCUUCUCACUUAUUUGCAAGCUGAGUGCUGCUCCACAACCCUUUGCAGCGGUGGUUCUACUGAUCGUUUCGACGCAAGACGUGCCACUCAAGGAGGCGGUGGGGGCAUUCGACCUCCCGCCAGUCCAGAUCCUAUUAAUAGGAUUGAAAUGCAAGGGAACUGGUCUGGAAAAUCAUCGGACGUUUAAACUGUAUCCCAACUUGAAUGUGUUUCAUUGAAAUGGUUUUCAGUUCGAUUGCAUCCAUGUCUUCAGAAAGUGAGCAGGUUCUCUUUAACAUUGAUAAGAUUAGUGAAACUCUGAGAUCGUCAUUUCUGGAUUUUUCUCAAAGUCCUGUUUCUAGUUUAUCUGUACAGUGCAUUCAUGUAAUUUAUCAUUUAAACUACUUAUUAUUUUGAUUACUAAAACGCAUUAUUUGCACCGAUCAAACUUUUAAUAUUCAUUAGACUAAAUGAAUGAGCUUACACUAUUCUUUGCACGUUUGUAUUAGACACUAGAACCUUAUGAACAUACUUUGGUUGCCAGAUAGCUGAUUAGAUUAUUUUUAAUGGAAUAUCUGAAAUAUAGCAAUAUUUCGAAACUGAAAAAAGGAACUUCAGGUAGAAUCAGAAAAAGAAUUUUUGAUUAAAUAACCUGAAUACUCUUAUCUUAGAAAACCAAGCAGCCACCCAUAGUUUGUACAUACUUUAUUGAUCUCAUAGGUUAAGCAACAAUUAUAUGUUUCGUGUUUGUUAUCUAACAUCUAACAUAAGUUGACAAUAGUAUCUUAAUGACCAUGCAGUUGGCAUAUCCUUAUAUAACAGAGAUGCUGUUGUUAUUAUAAACUUACAUAGGUUAACGACAUGGUUUGAUUAAUAUAAUUUACCACCUUUCAUGAAUUCAUAUUAUUCCAAAAUCAUUUGGGUAAUGAAUUGCAGAUGUAAUGUACUACUUAAUAGCUGCUUGUGUCAUGCACAGUGUAUUGUAUUUGCAAAUGUUUUCUAGGGAUAAUGUAAUGGAUAAUUAUUGACUUUCUAAGAAGAAUUAUUAUCCAUAAUGUUAUUCCUGUCACAAAAAUAAGUCUUAGGUUAUUAGCGAUUUACCAUCUAAGCUUUCCGUAAAGAGGAACUUUUUAGUAAUCGCUAUCAGUUAUUUAAUAAAUUCAUGCCAGCUAAUUUAUUCUCCCAGUUUUCCAAUGUUCUUUUAGUAAUCAUUUUAUAUGAGACUUUGAUAAAAUUCUGUAUGUUAAAAAAGCACUCUGCACUUGGUAGCUUAGAAAAGUAACUAUUGUUUCGACGGUUGUGUCAUACUCAGGAGCAGAGCCUUACCGAAGGUGGUCCUUUAAAUAACUUCAGGCUAGAAAAAAUAUUUUAUUUUUAGUUUAAAAAAUGAGAGGGGUUUGUAAAAUUAAAAUGUAAUAAAUCAGAUAUUUAUAAUGCAUUAAUAGCUAUUCAUACAGCACAUAAAAAUAUAUGUGCUGUAUGAAUAACUAUUAAUGCAUUAUAAAUAUCUGAUUUAUUUAUUAUGAUUUAUGAUAUUUUCCUAUAGUAUUAAAUUCUGUCGUCGAGGCUUUGGUCAAGAGAAUGAAAUGUUUUGCACCUUAUAUCUUUCUAAAGUUAUUUUAUUUUGCUCCUUUUUUUUUUUUGUUUUCAAAAUGGUAUAUUACAAUAAGGACGCACAAUCAUUGAGCUUUCAGAAAUGGCCUUGUAAAAAUGAGUUACAAAAGUUAAUUUAUAUAACUAAAUUUAAUGUUGAAGAUAAAACGUAUAUUCAGCUUAUUCAUAAAACCAGAAGGAAAAAGAAGUUUCUUCAUUUUGUUUACUUUCAUUGUUUUCUUUAUUGACUAAACAGCAGAGAAAUAAUUACAUAUUUCAUGUAGAGAAAAAAAAUUUGCAAAAGUUAGAUACAUAUUAGAAGUACUCUUUUACGUGUUUGCCUUCCUGUUGAAAAUAUUUGUUAUAACGUGACACCACUUUGUCAAACUUGCCGCUUAGCCCAUUGAACUUUGUGUCACUCAAUCAUCACUCAGUUUCUGUUCUUUGCUGAUACCAUUUAAUCACAAUAUUAUCACUUAUGAAGUUUAUUCAAAACUAUCUAUGAUGAACCAAUUACGCUAAGUUUCAGGUGUAGUUUGAACACCGGCUUGAAGAAAUCUAAACAUGGAAGAUGAAAUUUCAAGCACAGUUUAAAGAAAUAUAAUGAUGAGAGAUGCAGUUUCAUUUGCGGGUUUAAAUUUCAAUUUGAGGAAAUCUAAUGAUGAAGGGUAAAAUUUCAAAUGCGGUUUGAGAUCCAGAUUGAAGAAAUUUAAUGACGGAGGAUGAAACUCCAUUUGCGAUUUCUGUUUUAGCUUGAAGAAAUCUAAUAACUGAAGAUGACAUUUCACAGCUUGAACUCCAAUCUGAAAGAAUCUAAUGACGGAGAAUAAAAUUUCAAGUGAAGUUUCAUAUUCAGCUUGAAGAAAUUUAAUGACAGAAGAUAAAAUUCCAAAUACAAUUUGAAAUACGUCUUGAAGAAAUCCAUCGACAAAGGAUGAAAUAUCAUUUGCGAUUUCAACUUCAGUUUGUUGGAAUCUGAUGAAAGAAGAUGAAAUGUUAACUGCAGUUUGAAUAUUCGUUUUAAAGAAUCUACUGACGGAGGAUGAAAUUUUAAUUCCAGUUUCAGUUUUAACUGGAAGAAAACUAAUGACAGAAGAUAAAUUUUCAAAUUCAAUUUGAAAUCCAUCUUGAAGAAACCUAAUGACGGAGGAUGAAAUUCCAUUUGUGACUUCAUCGUCUGCUUGAAGAAUUCUAAUAACGGAAGAUGAAAUUUCGAAUGCAGUUUUAACUCUAACUUGAAGAAAUCUAGCGCCGGAUUGAGGUUUCAACUUCAACUUGAAGAAAUCUAAUGAUGGAACAUGAAAUUUCAAUUUCAGUUUGAAGAAAUCUAUUCCUGGUGCUAAUCUUGUACAUGGCUAGAGUUACGAUUCUGUUUGACAUAUUCAUACUCACGCUACACGAAUAUGAUUAAGCAAAAGGGAGAAUUGUUUGAGCAAAUGAUAUAAUAACAUGUAUCUAACUUUUGUAAGAACUGAAACAUAUUUUCUAUUUCCAUGCUAUUUGGAAUUUGAUUCAAAUAUAGAUCGCAACAAAUAUCUGAAUUUCAAGAUGAUUAUAUUUUAAAAUUUUAAAAAGUAAUUUUAUUUAAUCGUGAAGAAUAUUUUUCAUUCUUUUAAACACUUUAAAAUUACCAGUGUUUAUAAUGGUUGAAAUAUUAUAGUAUUUCUAAAAAUCAAGCAUUAUUGAAUAAGUCUUGUGUGGUUCUUGAAUUUCAAUGUAGUAGAUUUUAUAGAUGAUUUAAAAAAACAUAAGUCUUCUCUGACUAUACGCAAAACCACAAUAUAAUAUGUGUGUAGGAACCGAUUAUGACAGCUAAAUUCUAAGCAGUUCCUAACAUGAUCUUUUAUAAACAUAAAACAUGAAUCUAUUUCUAUUUGCUAAAGUUUACUGUAGCAAUAACGUUUGUAUGUAUUCCUUGGGCUGAAAAUCAAACUGAUAAACAUGGUGAACAUUAGCCAUAUAUCAUAUAUAUUUUUAAUUAAAAAAUGUGAUAUUUGUAUUUAAAAGAAAUAAUUGUGUGUUUGGCAUGUCAAAGGAAAGCUUGACGCCUACUAAACAUUAAAAGAUAUAGGAAAACUUCUAAAAGAAAGUUCUGUAAUUUGAAUAAAUGUAGAAUUCGUUCUUAAGUAAAUAAAUACAACACAACAUUAUAAAUUCA
Molecule: messenger RNA, 5142 nt
Organism: Stegodyphus dumicola
Lineage: Eukaryota; Metazoa; Arthropoda; Arachnida; Araneae; Eresidae
Product: dopamine receptor 1-like
Biological process (GO): positive regulation of MAPK cascade; adenylate cyclase-activating adrenergic receptor signaling pathway
Cellular component (GO): plasma membrane
Molecular function (GO): octopamine receptor activity
Source: RefSeq, a predicted model, not a curated record